UUUCAAGAAUUUACCUGUUGGAAGAACCCCACCAGAAGAAAACUCCAAAAAACAGACUAAAAAUCCCAACUUUGAGUUUUUCUUUCAACAAUUAUAAGUUUCAGUGAAAAUCUCAAGAUGUAAUUUUUUUCAAGAAUUCAUCUUUUAGGAAAACCCCAUAAGAAGAAAACUCCAAAAACAGAUUCAAAAUCUCACCUUUUUUUUAGAUCUUUUCAACAUUUUUCAGUUUAUUAGCUUACAAAAAUCACUGAACAAGGAAGAAGGGAUUCAAGAAAAAGUGGAAUAAAAAUGUCAUUUGUUUUAGGGGUUGUGUUUGGAAUAGCAUUUGGACUUGCUAUAAUAGUUGCUUUUGUGAAAUCUGAAAAUGCUAGAUCCAAACAACGUACUGAUCUGGCUAGUGGAAUUGCUGCAUUUGCUAGAAUGACAGUGGAAGAUUCAAGAAAAAUCUUUACACCAGAACAAUACCCUUCUUGGGUUGUUUUCUCAAAUCAACAAAAGGCUAGUGGAAUUGCUGCAUUUGCUAGAAGGACAGUGGAAGAUUCAAGAAAAAUCUUCACACCAGAACAAAUACCCUUCUUGGGUUGUUUUCUCAAAUCAGCAAAAGAUGAAGUCUUUAACUUUUCUUUAGGAUGUAUUUGGUAGGACGUAGUGGCUGAGUCAGAAUUUUUAGUUUAUAUGGGUUCUAGACCAUUGGUUCUUUUUUGCUUUGUUGGGUUUCUGAAAAUUAUGUUGUUCGGACUCUCAAAAAAUGUUGUUUGUACCCGUGUCGGAUUCUCUAAAGUUGCACUAGUUUGGAGUAUACGCCAGUAACCCAUCACCCAUCACCAUUUUUGAAGAGUCCGAGCAACAUUGACUGAAAAGACUAUUUAUACAUCUUAACAUUAAUAUAGGGUUAAACCAAAGCUACUGGAUUUUGCCGUACUUGUAGCUAAAGCAAUGUCAUUUAUCAUAAAUCUGUAAAAUGACUUAUUUUCUGGAAAAUGUUUUUCGUGAUGGAUUUUUUUCUGGGAAAAGACAUUUAUUGUAGAUUGAAUCAGCAAAUUGGAUAGUGUUUUGGUGAAAAAUAUGUGAGUAGUAAAGAUUGAUAAUAAU
Molecule: messenger RNA, 1092 nt
Organism: Solanum tuberosum (potato)
Lineage: Eukaryota; Viridiplantae; Streptophyta; Magnoliopsida; Solanales; Solanaceae
Product: synaptotagmin-5-like
Exons: 3
Coding region: 289-642 (117 amino acids)
Source: RefSeq, a predicted model, not a curated record